Molecule: messenger RNA, 2265 nt
Organism: Mytilus trossulus (common blue mussel)
Lineage: Eukaryota; Metazoa; Mollusca; Bivalvia; Mytilida; Mytilidae
Product: serine palmitoyltransferase 2-like
Exons: 13
Coding region: 424-2031 (535 amino acids)
Biological process (GO): ceramide biosynthetic process; sphingosine biosynthetic process
Cellular component (GO): serine palmitoyltransferase complex
Molecular function (GO): pyridoxal phosphate binding; serine C-palmitoyltransferase activity
Source: RefSeq, a predicted model, not a curated record
ACCUUCUCAACCGCCGAGAUCGAUUGUUUCAACUUUGACGUAGGAACGAACUCAAUGUUGACCUCUAUAGUUAAGUCGAAAUUAAAAGAUUUACAACGACUUAAAAAUAAUACCUUUAUUUCUAUGAUUAUACAAUCAUCAUUUUAUUGUAUGGACACGUAACAAUCCUAUACUUGUGACCUUAAAAUCACAAAAUUUAAUAGUGCGUACAAUAGAGUCGAAUAUCAGUUUACGGAAAAAGAUAUCUUAGUCAAAAGAUACUACAAAUUGUUAUGUUUGAGUGAACGCCCAUAGGAAGACAAACACCUUAUCUAAAAGGUUUUUUUUUCAAAUUCUUUAUGCCUAAUUUUACUUUAUAUGAAGUGCUUUCCGUGUGCAUAUAUAGGACGGUUAUUAGUUGACAUAACACGCUAACAACAAGAAAUGAAACAAGAAAAUGAAACCGGAUCUUUGUUUAAACAUUGUGUUCACGAUGAAGAAGGAGAAACAAUCCCUAGAUAUAAUGGAAAGUACCCACAGGAAAACGGACACACCUGUAAUGGAAACACCAAGGUAUCUUCACACCAUGAGAUUGCCUUUGAUGAGACGUUUGAAGAGACUCCACUCAUGGCAGCCAUUUUGACUUAUCUGUCUUAUGGAUUGAUGGUAGUUAUAGGUCACAUACGAGACUUUUUACGAAGCAUUGGAAUAGAAAAAGAAAAGACUUGUACAGAACCGAAACUUCCAGGAUUUGUACCCUUAUAUCAGAGCUGGGAAAAUUUCUACACACGAAAUUUAUACCGGCGGGUGCGUGACUGUUGGAACAGACCAAUCUGUAGUAAUCCAGGAGCCACAAUGGACGUUCUAGAAAGGACAUCAAAAGAUCAUUGGUGGGACUGCGAAAUAACAGGCAAAAAGCACACCGUGAUAAAUCUAGGAUCUUACAACUAUUUGGGAUUUUCUGAUUGUAAAGGACCAUGUGCCGAAGCUGCUACAAAAACAACACAAACAUACGGUAUUGCUACCUGUGGCAGCCGACAGGAACUAGGUUACUUAGAUAUUCAUAAGAAGUUAGAUACAUUAGUAGCAGAGUUUUUAGGUGUUGAUGCAGCUAUAACCAUACCAAUGGGAUUUGCUACUAAUUCAAUGAACAUUCCCUGUUUAGUAGGAAAGGGUUGUCUUAUUUUAAGUGACGAACUAAAUCACAGCUCAUUAAUUUUAGGAGCAAGGUUGUCAGGGUCCUCGAUACGAACUUUUAAGCAUAAUAAUAUGAUAGACCUAGAGAAUAAGUUAAAGUCAGCUGUUAUUGAAGGACGACCGAGGCUAAGUCGACCUUGGAAGAAAAUUAUCAUUCUUAUUGAAGGUGUUUACAGUAUGGAAGGAUCAAUUAUACGUUUACCAGAAGUCAUCAAAUUAAAGAAGAAAUACAAAGCCUAUGUAUACUUAGACGAGGCUCACAGUAUUGGUGCUAUAGGUAACAGUGGUAGAGGGGUGGUAGAUUAUUUUGGACUGGAUCCUAAGGACGUGGAUGUAAUGAUGGGAACAUUUACUAAAAGUUUUGGUGCUGCUGGGGGAUAUAUAGCAGGCAAUAAGAAACUCAUACAUUACCUAAGACUUAACUCGCAUGCAUCAGUGUAUUCUAGUUCUAUGCCGCCUGCAGUAACACAACAAAUAAUCUCAUCAAUGUUAAUAAUAAUGGGCAAGGACGGAACCACAGAAGGACUUAAAAGAAUAAACCAAUUAAAAUGGAAUACACAGUAUUUUCGGAGGAAAUUAAAAGAAAGUGGUUUUAUUAUUUAUGGGAAUGAUGAUUCACCUGUUGUGCCUUUACUGAUAUUUCUACCAUCUAAAGUGGCGGCUAUGAACAGAACGUGUCUAGAGAAAGGAUUAGGUAUUGUAGUUGUUGGUUUUCCCGCCACACCAAUAAUAGAAUCACGUGCUAGACUUUGCUUAUCAGCUGCUCAUACUAAAGAAAUGCUUGACAAGGCAUUAGAUAUAAUAAAUGAAUGUGGUGACAUGUUCCGUAUAAAAUACUCAAAAAAGAAAUGCUGAAAAAGGCAGCCAAUUCCUAAGGUUCAUGACGAGGCGUCACAAUAUGCAAAAGAUGUGAUAAACAUAUAUGAUCAAAUAACUGAGACCCUUUUGGUCUAAAAGUAUUAUAUGUUCUGGUUUAUGGAACAAAAUAUGCUGCUUCAAAAACUAAAUUAAGAAGGGAGGAAAAUAGCUUAUUGUUUAUGAUAUAAAUAUCGAUUUUCUUAUUGUUAAAAAUACUAUGUAACAUUUAAA